AUGCCCAUCAACCACGUCCGAGCGGUUUCCAGUCAGCAUCUUCAGAAUGACUACAGCUAUGGACAAGCGGUCUCCACCAUCGUGUGCAGAGCAUUCAAAAACACGGCCCCUGGACAGAAGCGCAUCUGUGGCCGCGCCAAGGUGCACGCCGACGUGCUCAUUGUCGACUCCGACAACAUGGAGCUCUGGUUGGAGGACUCCGGCACAGAUUGGAUCAACAAUAUUGCCCAACUCUCGCCCGACCCGUACAUCCGGAUGGUCCUCCAACUCGUAUACUACUGCACAUCUGGCGGGUUCUCGGUGACGCAUGAGACGGCGUUCACGCGGAUAUUCAAGCACGGGCGGACGGAGACAAUACGCUCGUUACCUUGCUUGCAAGUUGCAGUCAGCAGCAAACAUACGUCGAUCCAAUACGGAUUUAGCGGCCAAUUGCAAGCAACGCCGCAGCUCAAUCGAGAGGUGACCGGCGCCUUGAAAAAAUCACGAAACGUCACGGCGCAAAUUGACUCCAAUGAUGCUGCACGGAUAACGCGUCCCCGAUGGGCGCGCCAGGAUAGUCGACGAAUCUUUAAAAUUGGUGUCACUAGCCGACGACCCAUGGCUGAGCUCCCUUCUAUCUCCUGGCGUCCUAUCCGGUCCUCCAAGCAGAUAUUCAGCCUAUCCUGGUGCUUCGUGUCUGGGUCGUCCCUCAAUAAGUCGGCAUUCGCGUCUCGGGAGCAAACCAGCAGCAUCAUGCCCUCAAAGCCCCAACCCAAGAAAAUCUUGACCUCUCUUCUACCAGAGAUCUUCGCGCACUGGACGUGGCCCUGCAACUCCAUCCCCUCGCUCACCCGCCACGCCGUGUUCACGCCGAUAAAGAAAGCUCUUGCCGUGUCACGCAAGCACUACGUCGCGGACCUGCAACGAAAAAUGGACUUCGCGGUCGGUGAGGUGGUGAAUGAGCUCUCGGUAGGCACCAUCUUAGAGGGCUCAACGGAGACGUACAAGUACAAGAGCGGGAAAUACUGA
This is a messenger RNA of Schizophyllum commune H4-8, 1008 nucleotides long. RefSeq lists its product as uncharacterized. Gene Ontology annotation, molecular function: acyltransferase activity. The transcript has 8 exons. The coding region runs from base 1 to 1008 and encodes 335 amino acids. The record is from RefSeq and is a predicted model, not a curated record. NCBI's taxonomy places the organism in Eukaryota, Fungi, Basidiomycota, Agaricomycetes, Agaricales, Schizophyllaceae.